AUGAAUAGAGAAGAAAAAUCUCUGCCUUUGUGUAACACAAUCUCUCUCUCUCUCUGGCUCUCCGCAGUCUGCGUGCUGUACACCCAAGGCAUUGGCAACAAAGAGUGGCGAGAGUUUGGACGAACGGAAGUCAUCGAUAACACUUUGAACCCAGAUUUUGUGCGAAAAUUCAUAUUGGACUACUUCUUUGAAGAAAGACAGAACUUAAAGUUUGAUCUGUAUGACGUUGACUCCAAGAGCACCAACCUUUCGAAACAUGAUUUUCUUGGUCAGGCCUGCUGUACAUUGGGUGAGGUGGUGGGAUCAUUGGGUGGCCGUAUGGAGAAGUCUCUUGGGGGGAUUCCAGGGAAGAAAUGUGGGACAAUUAUUGUAAAGGCAGAGGAGCUUAGCAACUGCAGGGAGUCUGUGAUGAUGCAAUUUUGUGGCAACAAACUGGACAAAAAGGACUUCUUUGGCAAAUCGGACCCCUUCUUAGUGUUUUAUCGCAGCAAUGAAGAUGGAACAUUCACCAUUUGCCAUAAGACAGAGGUGGUGAAGAACACGCUGAACCCUGUGUGGCAAGCCUUUAAAAUCCCGGUCAGAGCCCUGUGCAAUGGCGAUUAUGACAGGUAUGGAGAUAGCUUCGCUAGCUUAUUGCGUUUCAAUUGGUUGUGGGAAAUAUUUAGCCGUAAAGCAGUUUGAAUUUGAUGGUCUUUGCAUUCGAACCGUAAGUGACAUGCUCACACUUCACACAUCGGUUAAACCGUGAGUGUUGUGGUCAACCAGAAAUAGACGGACCAAUUGUCGUUGUUGUUAUUGUUGGCGGCGUCCUUUUUGGCAGCUACCGCCAAAAAUUUGAACAAAAAUGUAAUGCCCCCCGAAUAUUUCAUUUGUAUGAAUAUCUGAACUUGUAAUAAACACUGCCAAGGUCCAGAAAAGUAUGAAAGGCAUCGUCUGAAUAUCUGUAUUUUAUGAAUCGACGAGAAUACAUUUCGUGCACAAAGAUAAUCAAAAACGACAUUUACACACAGAAGAGACGAAUUGUUGAAAAAUGACGUUGCAUUUCAUUUUCUCUGCUUUAAAAAGAAGUAUUAUUGUCACUUUAUAACAUUACACUUGAACCAGUGAUGGUUGGGGUAUUCAUUUUGGUGUGCAGUAAUCCUUUAAAUAUCAAAAUCUGCAGAAAAUUAUAGGAAAUGACUAGGUUUUGAUACAUUCAUGUAUGCACAUGAUAUCACCAUUUUCACAAAUUUGCAUAUUUGCAGUAUUUUCGUAUAAAUGUACGACUUUUAAACCCAUUUUUAAAAACCAUUGUAAAAAAAAAACACAUAAUAAUAGUAUAAAUAUUUUUUAGUUAGUAUCAUAAAUGUCCCUUUGCUGGAAAAGGAUUGCAUACAUUAUUUAUUUACUGAUUUGAUUUAUUUUUGCAUUUGCCAGGCAUAAGAAAGCAUGCGUUACCAAUGAAAACGGUACACAGUACAGUGAAGAAACCUAGAAAAAUAAAUCUAUGUAUAGUACUACCUGCAUAUUGUGUAGGAAUAAAAUAAAAAAAUAUAAUAUAAAAUCAUAUUAAGACACAUGAGACGACGUGGUAGAGAAUCCCAACCGCUGCAUGGUAUCCCAGAAGCCUCCAUCACGAGUAGCUCGAACAGGACUCUUGCUGUGCGGCGAUAAAGCGGGAAGCUUCCUCGCGGCAGCGGCACUCACUGAUGAGCAUCGAUCGGUACCGCAGCGCACUCUCCCACACAAAAACCAAGGCUUUAUCUCUGAUUGAACAUGUGUGAAAGGAAAGAGAGAGACAGACGGACGGAUAGGAAGAGCGCCCGGCGCCCGGCGGAGUCUGGGAACCGAGAUAAGCCGGCGCGCACGCUCUAAUAAAGGAGCACGGAGCGUCUCGCCGACGAUAACACUGAGAACGGGUGCUAAGGGAUGCUGCGGGGAUCGGGCUGUUGUUAGCACGCGUUGCGUUAAAGCUCUGAGUAAUCGACAGAGCUGUUCUAUUUGAACCGGGUAAACCCACCACUCGCCUGUCACGCCACGGACAGCAGGAGUUGUAAUUAUUUCCUGUCAAGACGCACUAAUCCGGCCCUCCAACCCUAGUACGAGGAAAAAAAACUUUUAAUUUACCUUACUUAAAAAAAAUUGUAAAAAAAAGCUACAAGGCUAAACUGAUUUUGGAGGCAUUGCGGGGUAUUUCAAAUUUUUUCUGAAAAUCGGAAAACAUAUUUUGGACGUUAUAUCAACCGUAAACAGCCUCAUACAUGCCUCAAACAUGCGCCAUAUUGUGUUCAUCAAAUCAGCUUCCAGUUACAAAACAGAAAUUAUGAGUGAACUGCAUUGAGCAUCUGAAGAAAGAAAAAAGAUUUUUAUUAUAGCCCUCGACACCCGGUGUUCUUUCUUUGUUCUUCGAGGUUUGAAAAAAGAACAAAGAGGUUAAUUAGCGCAGCAUUUAAAGUAUUUUUCUGUCGUCAACAAACAAAGCCGUGCGCGUAUUCUUUUUUUUUUGGUGCGCCCGAUUAUUGCCAUGGAAACAAAACAUUUCUAAGUCGGGUGACAUGAACAGUUCUGUAGCGUCUCGGCGUCGUCGUCUCAUGAAUAUGGUAAUUCCGACAUGACGUGAACGCAGCUUUGGGCUAAUAAACGAUAUUGCUUUAGAACGGUUCGUUAGAAAUCGUUUCUAACGCAUGCCGUCAAUAUUACUGUUGCUCGGCGCAUGGAGUGUUUGUGCUGCGGAAUUAUUAAUGCAAUAUAGCGAUACAAAAACGCGUGCAUAAUGAUCGUGUGGCUCGUCAAGGAGAGUUCUACCGUCGCGUUUCAUUAGUUAUUAGAAUUCCAAUUGAGUUUAGCAGAAAACUGUCAACUACUGCAUCGUGCAACAUACAAGGUGUUUGAUAUUGUCUGGAGCUGUAUUCAAAAAUAAAUGUUUAAAGAAAUUCACGCAGGCAUAAUUUGAAAUUCUGCU
Messenger RNA from Puntigrus tetrazona (Sumatra barb), 2941 nucleotides. RefSeq names its product copine-8-like. The transcript is spliced from 8 exons. The record is from RefSeq and is a predicted model, not a curated record. Gene Ontology annotation, molecular function: calcium-dependent phospholipid binding. Gene Ontology annotation, biological process: cellular response to calcium ion. Gene Ontology annotation, cellular component: plasma membrane. Lineage: Eukaryota; Metazoa; Chordata; Actinopteri; Cypriniformes; Cyprinidae. The coding region runs from base 1 to 681 and encodes 226 amino acids.